CUUGAAGUUAUGAGUUUGCAUUUUAAUUUAGAAUCUUAUUGUGUUCUUCUUUGUUUAAAUUCAUGCAGAAUUUUCAUUCCAAAUUCAAAUAAAUAAAAUUCCAUCUUCGUAUUCAAAUUCAUCAGCUGAUCGAAAUUGUUCAAAAAGAGGUGAAUGUUAGAUAACGUGACGUCAUGAACUUGUAUGUUAAGUGUAUCCCAACACACACAAAAACACAGAAGUAAUUAUUUGUUUUCAUUUUCGGAAUUUGUACUUGAAUCAUUGUAAUCACAAAGGAAAUAGCAAUGACUUGAUUUCAAAUCGAAAGUGUCUACGAAUGUAAUUAUCGUGAAAUAAUACAGAGAUGAUGAUGCCACCAAGACGACAUCGUAUGACAUACGUUAGCCCCUGCGUAAAAUACAUGAUAUUUUUACUGAAUUUUAUAUUAUGGCUUUUUGGGUGUAUGCUUAUGGGAAUAGGAGUAUAUGCAUUCCACGAUAAAUGGCAAGCAACUGGAGUUCGAGUCGAAACGAUCUUGGAUAUUAUUCUGAAUAUUUCAUUAGUUUUAAUCAUUCUUGGAGGAAUUGUAUUCAUCGUUAGUUUCGCUGGGUUCAUCGGAGCCCUAAGAGAAAACACUUGUUUGCUAAAAUUCUACUCGUUAUCGUUGUUGAUAUUUUUUCUAUUGGAAAUGGCGGUUGCUGUUGUUGGAUUUGUUUUUCCCCACGCUAUGCAAUCCACAUUAGAAGAAUCGUUCACCGAUAAAAUCAUACAUUCCUACAGAGACGAUGCUGAUUUACAAAAUCUAAUAGAUUUCGCUCAGCAAGAGUUUCAGUGCUGCGGACUUAGUUCUGAUGGGUAUACAGAUUGGUCGAAAAACGAGUAUUUCAAUUGCAGUUCUCCCAGCGCUGAAAAAUGUGGAGUACCUUUUUCAUGCUGUAUCAAUGCCACUGAAAUUACAGGUAAUUUAAUAAACAUUAUGUGUGGAUACGGUGCACAAGAAUUACCGGUCGCUGAAGCUAGUAAAAAAGUUUGGACCAGCGGAUGCAUAGAAGUAGUCCGAUUAUGGGCCGAGAGAAAUUUAUAUACCAUUGGAGCUGUUGCACUUGGAGUAGCUUUAUCUCAACUUUUAAUUAUAAACUUGGCGAAGACAUUGGAAGGCCAAAUUGAACUUCAAAAAUCCGGAUGGUCAUGAAAUAUAGCCGCCUACCGUGCGGCACUAUUUGAUGGGUAUGGAGUUUUAUAAAAAUACAGUCCGAUUCAGUGCUCAAUGGUAGGCUAACUCUAUCGAAAGGGACCAUUUCAUCUGACGUAUUUUAUAACAUCACGAGUAUAAAUAAUUGAGCUGAUUACAUUACAUUGAAAUUUACCGAUAUUUAAAAUUAAUUUGUGAUUUAUUUAUUUACUAUACUUGAGGUAUAAUUUGACUACGAUUUUUCAAUUCCAUUCAGUACAAAAAAAUGGUUCACACGGUUUGUGAUCAUUGAAAUGCUUCUUUGUGUAUAAUUUUUCCAAUGCUAUCACUGCUUAUGUUGAAGGCCCUCGAAAUAUAAUUAAUUUAUUUUAAAAUCGCUCGAUAUCUUCCAAAUAUAACUACUUGUAAAAUAACCGUCUUCCAGGAGAUUGGUCAAGUAGAAGAUCUGGAGCGUUGUUUAAAAAGACACCUACCUACGUAUGUUGUGUUCAUUUUUCUGCCCUCGUUUUUUUCCAUGUCAUUUAAAAUUUUACCUUCAACGUAAUAAUUUCAGUGUGAUUUUUUAUGUUUUAUGUGAUCGAUUGAAUUUUUCGCUUUGUAUAUAUGUCGAUUAUGUGUUCUAUAUACGUACUUUUUUUUAAAUUGUUUUUUUUUCUUUUCUUUUUUUCAUUUAUUUUUGUCUAUUCAUUUAUUUGUUUAUUUAUUUAAUCAUUGAAAAGUCAUUGUAUAUUGCUAGAUAAUUGUACUGGUUGACGUAUUACUCUUCCCUGUAAUUUAUAUCUAAAUCUGUGAUUUAGUUUCGUAAUUUAUAUACAAUAUUGAAUGCUUCUUUUUUGACCAUCUUUCGAAUUUUUUUUAUUUACAGCUACUUAAAAGUAGUUGUUCGAACGAUGGCCAAGUGCAUAUUGUAGUAUACAUACAUAUUUACUUGAACGUUUUUUAUAUCGAAAUAAUGUAAUUAAAAAUUUUAUAUUGUUUUUUUCA
Molecule: messenger RNA, 2155 nt
Organism: Planococcus citri (citrus mealybug)
Lineage: Eukaryota; Metazoa; Arthropoda; Insecta; Hemiptera; Pseudococcidae
Product: tetraspanin-33-like
Exons: 9
Coding region: 344-1171 (275 amino acids)
Cellular component (GO): plasma membrane
Source: RefSeq, a predicted model, not a curated record